UGUUACAUGAUCUGUCUUAUUUUUAGGACGUUUAUUGAUUAUCUGUCAAAGGAAUGUUAAUUUCAAAUUACUAAAUAACUUGCCUAUUUGACACGUUGUUUGAUUUCUUGCAGGCACUGGAUAUAAAUUUUGUAAUAUCGGAUGUUUUCAAGUGGAAAGCAUUACGUUACGGUUGAUGUAAAAGCUUUAUAUACAGUAACGCUGAGGUAUUUGUGUUCAUGAUGCAUCAUUCUGCUAAUGUAGCGCUUUUGUCACUUGCGCCAGUGCUACGUAGUGCCUGUUUUAGAACUUUAGAAGACAUAAUGCUUAUUAUUAUGCGUAUUAUCAAGUAUGCCCCUAUUGCGCUUGUGUUUCUCUUGGACGUCCCGAUCGACGUAUCUACAUGUAUAUUCAUAAGCCUGAUUCUGGUGGAAGACAAACCAUACAAUGGCACAUUCAAAACAUCAACUUGGUAUGAUAUGUUCAGAAUGACAGUUCAUUUUUUUCUUAUAAUAUUUUUCUUUCCCUUAUUCUUCAGUCUCAGCAUCUCGUUUAUGUAUUCUGUUUGCAUCUAUCUAGUGUUAAGCUUUCUGGAGCAUAUUCCAAAAGGAUGCAUUUUUCUUAGGCAUGAAGAUGGAGAGCAUAGGAAAACAAAGUUACCUUAUCACGACAUAUCCGCUUUUGCAGGUUAUCUGACAGCAAAGUACAUUUUUGGAUUCCUUACAGAUGGCAUUAUUCUAUUCACUUUAGCCAACGUCAUUAUCCACAUCUCUUUUAUAUCAACUGUAUGUAAUACUUUGAUGGGUACAAUAGUAAAUUUUUACCUGUUUGUAAAGACAGACAUUGUUAUACGAACUGCUUUUGUAAGUAAGUUUGGUAAAUUUAAAAUCAGCUGUUACAUGUUUGUGAUGCUACUGAAACUUCUUUGUUUCACUGCUGUAUUCCCACUUUUAUUUUAUUUAUUCAGUCAAGAACUUUUACUUUUGUAUGGUCCAACACGUGGUGUGCAAACGAUUGAUCUUUUGAAUACUGACACAUUUUCUAAUGUAUCAAAUACUACCGACAGAAAAACGUACUCAUACCCAUUACCUGACAAAGCUGAGAUACAUAUUCAGACUGAAUCUUUUACAGAAAACACAAAAUCUGUGUUCUUAGGGCAUUUUCAAGAUUGUAAAUUCAAGAAAGCGAUAUUAAACGAAAAUGUUCUUCUAUCAGUAAAAACAGAUCGAGGUAAUAGUGAUAUAAAAUCGUUUUAUUUCUGGAGAGUAGAUGGAAAACCUAUUACAGAAAUGGAGUAUAGAUACAAAUACGAUUCUUUCAUAAAUGAAAGUGGUAAAAAAGACAGUAUAUGUUAUUUAUCAGAUAUAUAAAUACGCAUGACUUUGGUACAUAUUCUCUUACGAAGCAAACAUGUUUCAGUAUAAGCUACUGUAGUAAUUCUGUCAUACCUGUUAACCACGAAAAUAUCGUGAACUAUACCACUUGUGUAACUAAAACAAUAGCGUGCAGAUUCCUUUUACAGUCCAGCGAAAAUUUAAAAAUUAAUGGCACCGUUGGAGAAAUGGUAAAAGUCAGUAAUAUUAGACGUAUUCUGGACGCAAAUCAAAAUCUGAUAGUUCCUAUGGUCUCUGUGACAUUGACAGAUAUCUUAAUUCAAUGCCAGUGUAACCCACUUAUUGGACUAUUUGCUGAAAAGGGCUACACCAAAGAAAUCAGACCAAUUACCGAUUCGUGGUCGCAGAUUAUACUAAACAUAUCCUUUUGCAUUUGUCCUUACAUAUAUACGUUUGAUUCAGCAUCGGUUUAUGUUUAUAUAGCGAAUUAUAACGUAAUUCUUGCAAAUAUAGAUAUAUCAGUUGAACCACUUCCAACAGAUCUAUUUAAGGAAGAAUAUGCUAAUGAAUUCAUGCAGUGUGAAAAAUUAGGCUACACCUUGGAAACAUUUUAUGUUUGUCUUACACGAUCUUCUAAUCCAUUGACCAUUUUUCAAGAUGUUACCUUACAACAGUUUGUUCGUGAGACAUUUGCAGAACUUUUGUUAAUUUUAGUUUCAACUGCAGUGGUUAUGUAUUCACAUGCGUAUGUAAAUAAAAGUUUAGACAGACUAUUAUUUAAUAUUUUUCAUCAUGAAAGAGAUAAUAAUAAGAGACGGCUUUCAUUUCCACAAACUGAAUAUGAAUUUGACGUAUAUCUAUCAUAUAACGACGAAUCAACUGAUGAUAAACACUUUGUCGAGGAAACUAUCAAGCCAAUCCUUAAAGAAUCAUCACAAUAUCGUAUAUGUGACUGCGAAAAUAUCAUUCCGGGUCAAAACAGGCGUAGGGGAUUUGAAGUAAAUAUAAUGAAAAGUGAAACUUUGAUAAUUUUAUUGUCUACUGAAUAUUUGAAUAACGAUAUAUGUAUGCAGUUAGAAUAUGAAUACACACUAUUAUCACUGCUAGGUGCAGCUAAACUGUCAAGAGAUAACAUUUUAAUA
Molecule: messenger RNA, 2455 nt
Organism: Mercenaria mercenaria
Lineage: Eukaryota; Metazoa; Mollusca; Bivalvia; Venerida; Veneridae
Exons: 3
Coding region: 219-1349 (376 amino acids)
Source: RefSeq, a predicted model, not a curated record